This is a messenger RNA of Salvia hispanica, 1169 nucleotides long. RefSeq names its product protein CHAPERONE-LIKE PROTEIN OF POR1, chloroplastic-like. Lineage: Eukaryota; Viridiplantae; Streptophyta; Magnoliopsida; Lamiales; Lamiaceae. Gene Ontology annotation, cellular component: chloroplast membrane. The record is from RefSeq and is a predicted model, not a curated record.
UUGCCUUCCACACUAGUCCUUUCCACAAAGAAAAUCCAAAUAGCGCCUCAGCCGUUACUCAAUUCCUCUCUAGCAUACACUACCACAUGGCUACAGCUCUAUCCGUACGGCCCAACCGCACUAUCUACGGAUCCACCUCCUUCCAUCGGACCGGGCGGCAACUGGCCGUAAAUGCUCUCAGUCCGUGCCGCCGGCGUCCCUGGGGCGCUAUGUUCUCCCGGCGCAUGUUAGCUGCUGCGCCGCUUCUGGCCUCGCGAGCGGACGACUCCGCGCCCUCAGAGAUGUCGGUCGAGAAUGCUCUCAAAUUGCUCGGUGUCUCCGAAGGUGCGUCGUUCGAUGAUAUUCUCCGUGCGAAGAAUUCGAUCCUCGCGGCUUGUAAAGAUGACCAGGAAGCAAUUUUGCAGGUGGAAGCUGCAUAUGACAUGCUGCUAAUGCAAAGCUUAUCGCAACGGAGAGCAGGGAAAGUUGUGAGCAGUAGCAUCCGUUAUGCUGAUGUUAAGCCAGUAAGUGCUCCCAAAAUGGAAUCAAUGCCAAAAUGGCUGCAGAAUUCUGUCAAAAGCUCACCUGUCUCUGUGGAAGCACCAUCCACUAGCGAGUUAGGAGUGCAAGCUGGAGUCUAUGGAGCUCUAAUGGUUUUUACAUAUGUAAAUGGAGCUUCAUCACCUUCCACAGCACCAUAUGCUGGAGUUGAUGUUCCUGGCCUCAUUCUAGCCACCAGCUUCGGUGCAACCUUAUACUUCAUGACCAAGAAGAAUGUCAAACUAGGAAAGGCUACUGUGAUAACUAUUGGGGGACUCGUGGCUGGUGCAGUUGUAGGCUCAGCAGUGGAGAGCUGGUUGCAGGUGGACAUCGUCCCGCUUAUGGGAAUACAAUCUCCAGCUACCAUUGUGAGCGAAUUUGUACUCUUCUCGCAAUUUUUAAUCUCCUUAUACUUGAGAUAAAUAGAUUGAGGCCGAGAAGCUGUACUCUCCCAAGCCUGGGAUGACAAAUAAUCAUCCCCCAAAAAGUCUAGCAAUGCAUAUUUAGGGUGUAUUUUUAACACAUGUUGUACAAAAUGUAAUGCUUUAGAACCUAUUUCAUUAAAUAUAAUUCUGUUGCAAAAUGUUAUCACCAGAUUCAGCAUUUGCUUAUUCUUUAGGGAAUAUAUAUGAUUUUUUUGUCGACUUUUA